AUGAAAUCAUCAUGGCUGAUUUCCGUGCUCCUCCUGGCUCCUGCCCUCAUUUGUCUCGUUAAUGGAGCCCAAUUCACCCGUGGAUUCUGUCUCCAACUGAUCAACAAUGGGAAGAGUGUAUUCGCUGAAGAAUACCAUGUAGCCAACAUGAAUGGUCUAUCGUAUGAUAAGAAGUUGGAGAAGAAGAUUCUGGAGCAACUAUCGUUCACUAAUGGAUGUCCUGAACCAUCAAUAAUCUCUCACAAAGGUUUUGAUAUCUAUUUGAAUAUCAAUAACGAGGAAUCGAUUAUUGAUUUGUUGUCUGGAGUUGGAAAGACAACUAUGGCUUGUAUCAAGACAAAGUGCGAGGAGAGUGGAGAGGAAUUCAUCAGUAUUGUCACUGAUUACUCUGACAUACCUGCGACCUCUGGUGCUCCAGGCUCCCAAUGUUCCGACAGCAGAUUGGUCAACUCUGAUGGAUUGUGCAUUCGUGGAAAUCGUCGUAAUGGCUAUGAGCGUAAAUUACUAGAUGCAAUUGGUGGUUUACUAGAAGAAGGAGCUAAAAAAACAGGAGGAUAUGGUCUUGGUAUUGGUCAAACAAUUAAAGAUGGUACGACUGCUGUAGGAAAAGAACUAGGCAAGACCUUCGGCGAUAGUGAGACCACAGUUGUUCAAAAAACGAGAGUAGUUAGUGAAGGCAAAGUAUCGUCUUCAAAAAAAACAGUAGCAGACAUUGCUAAACAACUGAAAGAGGUAGCUGAAGAAGUGGCAAAAGGGGCAGAACUUGCGCUACCUGAUAGAAAAUACGUUCGUAAAGGAAUCUUCGAUGACCUUACGUUUUCUUCGAUGACCUUACCUCCACCAAUCAUCUGGAACUAA
This is a messenger RNA of Caenorhabditis remanei, 858 nucleotides long. RefSeq lists its product as uncharacterized. The record is from RefSeq and is a predicted model, not a curated record. The transcript is spliced from 2 exons. Bases 1 to 858 code for a protein of 285 amino acids. NCBI's taxonomy places the organism in Eukaryota, Metazoa, Nematoda, Chromadorea, Rhabditida, Rhabditidae.